Pelobates cultripes (western spadefoot toad) is the source of this 8144-nucleotide messenger RNA. The record is from the annotation of a GenBank genome assembly. NCBI's taxonomy places the organism in Eukaryota, Metazoa, Chordata, Amphibia, Anura, Pelobatidae.
AUGAAUAAUGAUAGAAAUGGAAUGGCUGAGAGGAUCCUGAAUCUCACCCUGGAGAUCAUCUGUCUGCUGACUAGAGAGGUAAGGGGUUCUGAGAAAGCUUUUAUCUCAGACACUAUAACAUUGUUAUUCAAAACAUUAACCCUUUUCAGCUCAACAACUUGCGUACACGUUUCCACUUCGGUUGUGCUUUGCUAAGAAAUUUAGACAAUAAAACCUUAAUUAGCUCCCCCUUUCUAGAGCACUGCUAUUCAGCUUGGAUCAUUUCUUAACCUAGAGCUCCAUUAUGUUCUUUACUGUCUCCACAGAAGAACUUUAAAUACCUCCUCCACACUUUGGGUUUCUAUAUGAGCCAUUGCAGGAUAAACUUAAAGGGACACUAUAGUCACCAAAACAACUUUAGCUUAAUGAAGCAGUUUUGGUGUAUAGAACAUGGCCCUGCAGUCUCACUGCUCAAUUCUCUGCCAUUUAGGAGUUAAAUCACUUUGUUUAUACAGCUCUAGUCACACCCACUUGCAUGUGACUUGCACAGCCUUCCAAAACACUUCCUGUAAAGAGUCAUCUACAGUGUAUCCUUCCUUUAUUGCAAGUUCUUUUUUAAUUUAGAUUUUCUUAUCCCCUGCUCUGUUAAUAGCAUGCUAGACCCUGCAAGAGCCUCCUGUAUGUGAUUAAAGUUCAAUUUACAGAGAAAUACAAUUACAGAGAGAUACAAUUGUAUCUAAGGUAAAUUACAUCUGAUUGAAAAUGAAACCAGCAUUUUUUUUUGCAUGCAGGCUAUGUCAGUCAGAGCCAGGGGAAGUGUGACAUGGGCUGCAUAAACAGAAACAAAGUGAUUUAACUCCUAAAUGGCAGUGAAUUGAGAAGUAAAACCUGAGAGGCAUGAUCUAUACACUAAAACUGCUUCAUUAAACUAAAGUUGUUUAUGUGACUAUAGUGUUCCGUUAAUGGCUUUCUUAGCACUCCAAGACAGGAGAAGGAAGAGAAUCAGGCAUUAUGCCUCAUUAUGAAAAUAAACUAGAUAAAACGAGUAGAGGAUAAGGAGUGGAGUACUGAAUGGGUUAAAUAAGGUAAAACACAGCUAAAACAUGCAAGGUAUAUUGCAGGCAACUUAUAUCUGGAGAUAAAUGAAGUGAAGGCAGCUAAAAUACACUACAUAUAUAGAAAUCAAAAUAGGAAGUUUGCAAUAAAAUAGACAUGCAGUAUAAAUAUUGCUUGGUAAUUGGAUAUAGUCCAAAAGUGUGAGAAAUUGAUACAAAUGAGUCUUUGUAGCAAGGAAAAUGUCACUAUGUAAUCUGUUUACCUGUAUAGGAGGACCAUAGCUAAAUAUACAGCUGUGAUAUCUCUGACAGGCUCAGAUAGUAUAGUACUGUCAAAUUCAAAUGUACAAAAUUUAAAAAAUCACUAUUAGUUCUCAGUGAUAGAUAUAAAGUGGCAGGAUCUUCACUGCGAUAUGAGUGAAAUGGUAUCGGGUGGAAAUCGGAUAAGCAGGAACCACUGGGAUGCAGUUUUGAAGUGGAUCAAUGAUUGUCCUCCCUCCGGCCAGCUCGGAGGUGAUGUUGUGAGGAGUUAUUAGAUCAGAAAUGUUCGUGUGCGUUCCACUUUGUCCCGUACCUGCGUUCCACUGAGACCCGAUACCAGGAUGAUGUGCAACAGAUGCCAUUAGUUAGUCUCAAUGUGUUAGUCAGUAUAACAAAGAGUCUUUACUUAAAAUAUGCUUUAAUUUCACCUGGUUUUUCUCACUCUGUCUGUUAAACAGGAUUAUGUGAUUGUGAAUAAGAUUGCUGAGCAUGUAAUGCAGAGAAGCACUGCUCGUGUCUCAGAAGGAUCAGGUAGGACCCAGGCCACCAUCACGGUGCCACCACCUCACUCAACAAUACAUGAGCGGAACAAUGAGAAGAAGAUCCUGGAACUGACCAAUCAGAUCAUCCAACUGCUGACUGGAGAGGUGAGGCUGCUGGGAAUGGGAUAUUAUAUAGUAAAACCAAGGGAUGUGUCUGGAUGGUGACUGUAUCAUUGGGUGUGUCAGGUUCCUAUAAGGUGUGAGGACGUCACUGUCCAUCUCUCCAUGGAGGAGUGGGAGUAUUUAGAAGGACACAAGGAUCUCUACAAAGAUGUGAUGACGGAGAAUCACCAGACACACAUCUCAAUGGGUAAGAAGAUGUUCAGAUACUCAUGUGUGUUUAUGUAAGAUAAUUAUAUAUCUGCACUAUGUUCAAACUCCUUGUUGAACCAAUAAAGAUAUAAAAUCAACAAUUACAAUACAAUAUUACUAAUUAUUGAUGCUAUAUUAGUAAAUUUAGGAAAUUGAAUUAACUGGUGUAUUAAAGGGAUACUCUAAAAAUAAAAACAACUAGCUUUAUGAACUUGUUUUGUGUUGUAUAAAUCAUGCCCCUGCAAACUCAUUGCUCAAUUAUACUGUUAAGAGUCAAAUCAUUUUGUUAAUGCAGCCCUAGCCACAUAUUUUUUUAUACACUUCCUAAAAAUAUAUCAUUUUUUAUUUUGCCUCAUUUAUUGCACAGAAUGUUUAAUUUACAAUUUCUUAUCUUCUGCUCUGUUUAUUACCUACAGGAGCCUACUGUGAGUGAUUCAAGUUUAAUUAUCAGAGUAGGAGAUACAAUCUUCUAAUGUGAACACACCAUUCUGUAGGUUAUGAUUAUAUGAUUAAAAAUGAAAAGAUAAAUGUGAUUUAGGUGGUGAGAGUCAGGGCCUGGGUUUGUGUGUAACUAUGGCUGCAUAAACAGCAAUUAAAUAAAAGAAAAUCAUUUAAUGGCAGAUAAUUGAGCAGUGAGACUGCAGAGGCAUGUUCUAUACACCAACACUGUUUCAUUAAGCUAAAGCUGUUUUGUUGCUUUACGUACAUUUAACUAAAGUGUGAGUUGCCUGGAAUUUGAAAGAAAAUUAUUUUUUUCCCAGAGAAGUCAAACUGAAAUCUUUACACUCCCCUCAACCCCUAACUUGAAAAAAAUUUGGGAAUUGGAUACUUAACAAAAUUAAUCUCAGAGGAUUCACCACUCCUGACAAAAUAACAUUUUAUUCUGUGUACAACAAACUGAAAAUUUGGUUACAUGAUGCUGAAGCCCAUAGGAAAGCACUGAUUCAAAGCUUUGCAGUGGGUAGUUUGGAUUCACACAACGUUCACUGCACGUGAGCUUUAGGUCCCAUUGGACUAUCGUAGAGAAGGCCAUGCCUUCUUCUUACAUAGUGGGAGAUGAAGAGGUAAGCAGCUACCAGAGAGUCUUGGAGCUUAAAAAAGGUAAGUAAAACUUUAAUUAUGUAUGUGUGUGUGUAUAUAUAUAUAUAUAUAUAUAUAUUUAUUUAGUUUUUGCACUAGAGGGGGCAACCUGAAAAAAAGAGUAGGGACGGGGACACUAUAACAUUAGGAAUGCAGAUUUGUAAUUAAUAAAGAUAUGUGGUUCAAAAAUGCAUUACCUUUUUUUUUUUAAAUUGUUAAAUGAAAACUUAAAUACAACUUUGUGCUUUAUGUAGAUGGGUCCAUAGUCAAUGGUACGGCUAAAGAAUUUCCCACGCCUAUUUAUUCAGUUGAUUUUCUAAAGGAAGCAGAAAGGCAGUGGGCAGUGGGAAGCAGAAAAGCAGUGGGAGAUUAGAGAGGUCAAUGCGUGGCUAAAGUCUUAGUGCAGGAAAGAGGGUUUUGGGUUUUUAGAACACUGGGCCGACUUUGCGAUUGGGUACAACCUUUAUAGUGGUGAUGGAUUGCACCUAAAUGGAAGAGGGUCUGCUGUGCUGGGGGAUAGGAUGGCUAGAAGGUUGGAGGAGAUUUUAAACUAGUGGUGGGGGAGGGGGAGGGUCAUAGCAAUCUAGAAAAUGAAGAUAGGAUGGAAAGGAGAUGGGCUUUAGCUCAGAAAAAAGGGGGUGGAGAUGGGGGGAGGGGAAAGCUCAGAACAGAGGAGGUAUGUAAUAUUGAUAAUUCACAAAAAGUACAAAAGACUCAUGAUAAUAUUAAAUGUAUCCUUACUAAUGCAAGGAGCCUAUAUAACAAAAUGGGGGAACUAGAGGCAAUAGCAUACACUAAACAAUAUGAUCUAUUAGGCAUAACAGAAACAUGGUGGGAUGAGACACAUGACUGGGCAGUUAAUUUAAAUGGGUACACGUUAUUUAGGAAGGAUAGGAGAAACUAGAAGGGUGGUGGGGUAUGUUUAUAUAUCAACCAUGAGUUAAAGUCAAAUCUUAGGCAUGUGGAGUGUGACGAGGAAAAUGUGGAGACUUUAUGGGUAGAUAUCUGCUUGGGGAAAACAAAGGGAAAUCAAUUAUUGGUUGGGAUAUGUUAUAAACCACCUAAUAUAAAUAUUAUUGAGGAAGAACAGCUGUUAGAGCAAAUCGAGGUAACACAUUAAUUAUUGGAGAUUUUAAUUACCCAGACAUAAAUUGGGAUAGAGGAACUAGUACUUCAGCAAGGGGAAUCAGGUUUUUGAAUGUGUUAAAUGACACCUUUAUGUCACAAUUGAUACAAGCACCAACUAGAAAGGAUGCUUGUCUGGAUCUCGUCAUAACAAACAAUGUUGAUCUUUUUAACCAACAUUCAAGUAGGGGAGCAUUUGUGAAAUAGUGAUCACAAUAUGGUAACUUUUGAAAUAAACUCAAAAAAGCAAAAGCAAGUGGGGUAUACUAAAACAUAUAAUUUAAAAAAAGCAAAUUUCAAUAAGAUUAGGGCAGCUCUACAACAUAUCGACUGGCAUAAACUCCUUAGUGAUAAAAACACUGAGGAUAAAUGGAAACUAUUCAAACAAAUAUUAGAAAGGUACAUUUCUCAGUAUGUACCAUUGGGUAAUAAAUAUAAAAUAAACAAAUUAAAACCAAUGUGGCUUAGUAGAGAAGUAAAACAAGAGAUUAAAAAUAAGAAAAGGGCAUUUAAAUCAGACAAAUCAGAGGCAUCCUAUUUAAGAUAUAAGGAAGCCAAUAACGCUUGCAAAAAGGCAAUUAAAAUGGCUAAACUAGAAAAUGAGACAUUGAUAGCUAAAGAAUGCAAAACCAACCCCAAAAUUUUUUUCAAGUACAUCAAUUCUAAAAAAACAAAAAAUGAAAGUGUAAGCACACUGGAAACAGAGUUGGGUUUAUUAGCUAAUGAAGACCAGGAAAAAGCAGAAAUUUUAAAUAACUACUUUUUCUUCAGUAUAUAUUAAUGAGGAUCCUAUGGCAAGAGAUAUGCAAAUGAUUGCUGCAAAAAAACUUGCAAAUAGCUUGUGAUUGGAUAACUCGAGACAAGGUGCUACAGCUAUUAAAGAAAAUUAAUGUAAAUAAAGCUCUGGGGCCUGAUGGUAUUCACCCACGAGUACUUAAGGAGCUAAGUGGGGAAAUAAGUGAACCUCUGUAUUUAAUUUUUCAAGAUUCUUUUGUUUCAGGUGUUGUACCGGAGGAUUGGAGGAAGGCAGAUGUUGUUCCUAUAUUUAAAAAGGGUUCAAAAUCCUUGCCUGGAAAUUAUAAUAAUAAUGAUAAUAUUCAGGAAUUCAUUGGGAAUAACUUUAUUAGCAAUAACCAGCAUGGUUUUAUGAAACAUAGGUCAUGUCAAACUAACCUAAUUGCAUUCUACGAAGAAGUAAGUAGAAGUAUAGAUCUGGGUGUUGCAGUGGAUGUGAUCUACUUGGAUUUUGCCAAGGCAUUUGAUACGGUUCAUCACAGUAGGUUAGUCUUCAAACUAAAAGAAAUUGGUCUACAUGAAUAUUCUUGUUCUUGGGUAGAACAUUGGCUUAAGGAUAGAGUACAACGAGUUGUAAUUAAUGGUAAAUGUUCAGGCUGGACAAAAGUGGUAAGUGGUGCCCCUCAGGGUUCUGUUUUGGGACCACUUCUAUUUAACAUAUUUAUAAAUGAUCUUGAAAUAGGCAUUGAAAGACAUGUAUCAGUGUUUUCAGAUAACACAAAACGUUGUAAAGUAAUAAAAUUUGAGCAGGAUAUUGCUUUGCUGCAGAGGGAUUUGGAUAGAUUGGGGGACUGGGCAUUAAAAUGGCAGAUGAAAUUAAACAUAGAGUAAUGCAAAGUUAUGCACUUCGGGGUUAAGAAUGCACAAGCAACUUACACACUAAAUGGUAGUGAAUUAGGGAUAACCACACACAAGAAGGAUUUGGUAAUUGUUAUAGAUAACAAAUUAGGCAGCAAUAUGCAAUGUCAAUCUGCAGUUGCUAAGGCCAGUAAGGUUUUGUCAUGUAUAAAUAGGGGCAUAAAUUCUUGGUAUGAAAAUAUAAUUUUGCCUCUUUAUAAAUCGCUGGUAAGACCACACCUUGAAUAUGCUGUGCAAUUUUGGGUGCCUGUUCUAAAGAAAGAUAUCAUGGCACUAGAAAAAGUCCAGAGACGAGCUACAAAAUUGAAAAAAGGAAUGGAGCAUUUUAGUUAUGAAGAAAGGUUAAAAAAAAUUAAUCUGUUUAGUUUGGAAAAACGGCGCCUGAGAGGGGAUAUGAUAACUUUAUACAAAUAUAUUCGGGGCCAGUACAAAACUUUAUCUGGAAAUCUAUUCAUAAACAGGGCUAUACAUAGGACACGAGGUCACACAUUUAGGCUGGGAGAAAGGAGAUUUCAUCUAAGGCAAAGAAAAGGUUUUUUUACAGUAAGAGCAAUAAGGAUAUGGAAUUCUCUGCCUGAAGAGGUGGUUUUGUCAGUCACUACAGAGGUUUAAACUGAAAUAGGAUAAAUACUUGCAAAAACAUAACAUACAGGGAUAUCAUUUCUAAUUAGUGGGGUAAUAGCUGCUUGAUCCAAGGAGACAUCUGACUGCUAUUUUGGGGUCAAGAAGGAAUUUUUUCCUAGUUUGUGGCAAAAUUGGAAGCGCUUCAGACUAGGUUUUUUGCCUUCUUUUGGAUCAACAGCAACAACAUAUGUGAGGAAGGCUGAACUUGAUGGACACAAGUCUCUUUUCAGCUAUGGAACUAUGUAACUUUGUGCUUUAUGUAGAUGGGUCCAUAUUCAAUGGUACGUCUAAAGAAUUUCCCACGCCUAUUUCUUCAGUUGAUUUUCUAAAGGAAGAUAUACGAUCUAUUAAAAAUGAUCUGGGAGAAAAAUGUUUGAAAGUGUGUAACCCGACGAUGGUGCUUAGCAGAUCUCUGAGAAAAGUAGGCACAGAUUUGGCUUCACGCAAAAAAGAAAGUUUCCAAGACACUGACAUCUAUACAGAGACCGAUUAUAUAUCUAUUCCUAAAAAAGAGGAAUCUGCUUUAUGUGACAAUGGAAAUCUCACGGACACUGACAGAUAUACAGAGACAGAAUAUCCUGCUGUUCAUAUCAAGGAGAAGCCAGCCAUGUGUGAAGAAGGGAAUCUUAAUGACAUUUACACACAAACAAAAUACACAUCAACUCAUGUUCUGGAGAAUCCAGACUUAUGGAAAGAAGGGAAAUGCACAGACACAGAGAUGUAUAUUCCUAGGGAGCAUACACAGAAAAGAAAUGCAUGUUUUGCUACUAAGAAGGAUUCAGAUUCAAAUGGAAAAGAAAAUGGUGCUUGCAAUCUCAUUUACACACCUAUGAAAAAUACAUUCACAGAAUAUGGAUUAACUCAUGUUAAUAUGUGCAGCAACGGUAGCAGUAAUGUAAUAAGUUCUAAAUGUCACCCACAACAUCACACUACAACAAAUAUGUUCAGAUGUCCCAAGAGUCAGGACGGUUUCACUGGUAACUUAUGUCUUAAUAAACAGAAGAUGAUUCACGAAGUAAAGAAAUUGGCCUUCUCUCAAUUUGGCAAACAGUCCUCUGAUGAUUUUGUUAUGUGUUGGGAAUCUAAUGAAAGAGAAAAAUUAAUCAAAUGUGAUGACAGUAACAGUUUAUACAAUGAUUCAGCUCCUCGUACACAUCAACGAUUUGAAAAAGGAGACAAGCCAUAUAUAUGUUCUGACUGUGGGAAAUGUUAUAGCAAUCACCCAAAUCUUCUGAAACAUCAGAGAAUUCACACAGGAGAAAAACUUUUUUCUUGCUCAGUAUGUGGGCGAUGUUUUACACAUAAAUUAAAUCUUGAUAUACACGAGAGGGCUCACACGGGAGAGAAACCAUUCUCUUGUUCUGUAUGUGGGAAAUGUUUUAAUGCUAAAUCAAAUCUUGUUACUCAUCAGAGGAUACACACAGGAGAGAAACCUUUCAAAUGUAAUGUAUGUGGGAAAUGUUUUUCUAAUAAGUCAAAUUUAACCAAACACCUGAAGAUUCACACAAGAUAA